Molecule: messenger RNA, 4068 nt
Organism: Symbiodinium sp. CCMP2592
Lineage: Eukaryota; Dinophyceae; Suessiales; Symbiodiniaceae
Source: the annotation of a GenBank genome assembly
AUGCAGGCUUUCAUCCUCGUGGUGCUUUGCCUCCUCUUCAAUGAAAACUUCACGAAGGCCUCUGACAAGGACUUCUUCUUCUUGGAGCACUAUGCUGGGGAGGCGGUGAUGUCUCAGGAGAUUCAGGCAGCACAUGGACGUGAUACUGCUAAGCUCGACAUCAAGUACCACCAUUCCAUGGACAUUUGCACUCCGCCGGGGAUUCACUUUGUGGCAAGGGCUACAGUGCAGCAGCUGGGUAUCGAUAUGCAAGGCGACGAGCAUGAGAUGACUAUUCUUGUCUCGCUUCUUUGCGUGGCUUUGGGGGCCAACUGGAUGAUCGAGCAGCCGGGUGUACGUUUCCCGUUUCUGGAUGAUGCACUGGGGGCAUUCCUGCCCGAAACGGACAGUGGUUUGGAGCAGACCUACACGCCAGCAUUCAGCCGAGAGAUGGCCAAGUUGCUGCCGCUCGUCAUGAAGUCCCCGCCACUGCGCCCCACGGCGAUGCUGGAUGCCUCCACGGUAGAGAAGCUUCGCUGCUUGGACAUGGGUGAGGAUGAUUGGGCUGAUGCGGGCCUUUGGGAUCUGGUUCGUUAUGUCUAUGGAGCCAAAGGCUUGCGUAUCCCCGAGCAAUGGAAGGAGCUUGAGUCCGCCAUCAGCAUCGCAACCGCGGAUGUCAAGACCGAGCCCGGCACAGAGAGUCAGCUCGCAAAGAUGCAGUUGGCGCCAGAGCUCUUGCAGAAGUUCAGCCUACUCCAAGCCGCAAUGCUCAUGCAGCAGACUGAGCUCCAGAAGCUCCGUGACCGUGAGAGCCAGAACCAGGAUGGGCAGAAUGCGCAGCCACGGCAGGAGCCGACCCAGGAAGCUGUGGAGAAGCAGCAGCAGAAGGAAUCACCUUCAGCUGCUGUUGUGCGGAUGGAUCAAAGUCCCAGGGGCUCCAAACGAUCGCAUCCUAUGACCCCUGUCAAGAACCCCAAGCCCCCGAGUGCCCCGAGCCAGGCGCCUGAUGAGGACUCUGAAAUCCCCAGAGUUCUGAAAUCCGAAGCCCUCGAUAAGCUCGAGAAGGAGAAACUCCGCAGGGUGGUUUCCCCGAAGAAAGGCUCGGGGACUUUGGAGGUCCCUGAGGACAUCUUCGAGAUGUGGAAGGACGCUGCCAAAGGACGUCAGACCCUCUUCAGAAUGUGGGCAAAGUCCGGCGGGGUCAAAGGUGGCUUUUACUCCAAAGAAGAUAUGAAAUCUGAACUUGGAUAUUCAACGUCCAGAAUCGAGAAGAUAGUUGCCUGGGCUGAGAAGAACAAUCUCGUUCGGACAUGUGAAUACGAUGAUGAGACGCUGGAGUACUGGGUGAACACAAGGACGCUGGGCACCAUGACGAAGGAGGACCUGGAGAUGAUGCAGCGGGAGAGAAAGUAUGAAGGUGAAGGCGGUGAUGACCUGCUUUUCAAGCCGGAGGUUCAUCUUGAUGGGUUUGAUUUCAGUGAUGAUGACCGGAUGAUCCACAAGGGCACUAAGAAUCUUGAGGGAGAUCACCACAAGAGUGCCUCUCGGAUGCUUUCCAUGGAGACGCGGUGCCUCAUGCAGACCUGGGGUGUUUGUUGCAACAUUGUUGCAUCGCAAAUGAAGGAGUACUUGAAGCAAGUGCUCAAGAGUAAGAACUCACUUGAAAACUUCGUCGACAAGAUUAAGGACUUCGACACGCUGUAUGAAGAAAUGUCGGAGGCCAGGGCUGAAGGCAGCUAUGUCCCGGCCGGCAUCAGUGAGCAGGUGCAUCUCAUUGCGGUGAAAUAUGGCAAGGGCACAGAAAUUUGCAGAUCCAUAAGCAGAAUCAACAAACGUUUUGAUGAAUCUAUGGCAUGUAUAGACCCUGUCACAAAGAUGGAUAUCUUUCCAUGGACUGAUUCUGAAGACGAUAUGACUGUGCAGAAUCACAGUGACAACGAUAUGGAUGUCUCUGGUGCUUCAUGGGCUUCUGCAAGCACAAGGGAGCCUCCUUCGCCAAACUCCCCCGAUUCGAGCUUUCACCUUGAUGAGAGAAUAAUCGCGGAAACUUCACUGGCUUCGAAAGUUCUACUACACUGCUUGCGGGUGGUCGAUGCUGUCAGAACAGAAAACGGUGGUGCUUCGUUGUGCGUCUUCAAGAUUGGCCUUACUUCCAACCCGGUUCAGCGCAGAGCUAGCUACCUCCAGCAGAACUUUCAGAACUUCGUCGUGAUACACAAAGUUUGGCGACCCGAACUGCUCGGCAUGCUAGAGAUGUUGGAAGCUGCUCUGAUUGCACAGUUUCACGACAAUGGGUUCCCGCCACCUUACUAUGCAUACUGUGUCGCAGCAAAGGAUCUGGUCAUCGAUGCCCAGGCAGCAGUGAAGCGAGAUCCUUGCGAAGUGUUGGCCAAGAUUGCAAAGGUGCCACCAAGCAAUGCCGAUGCACCGCUGUUUGAAAUUCUACGCAAGAAUGGAUUGACUUUGCCUAUUGACUUUAGCUGGAGCAAAGCUGGGAAAGUUUUCAGGUAUCCUUUUCUGAGCCCCAGGGCCCAGCUUGAAGCUUUGAGUGAUGCGGGCUACUUCCAUCGGGUUUUGGGUCUGCCGGUUCACUUGGCAAGUGAGGGUCUUGAUCUAUUUUGGAACAAGUUUCGAGUCCUGCACCCCCGGCACAGCUUGUUCGAGAAUGCCAACAAUAUUGAUUUUCAGAGGCUCAUCCCUUACUACCUGCAUGGGGAUGGGGGCCGUGGCUUCAAGAAGGAGGCUAUCGAGAUAUUAUCCAUGUUUCCAGCUCUGGGGACAGGGUCGAGGAAGCAUUCUGUAGACCUCAGUUCAAAAAGGCCUGUGGAGAACGAAAUCGAGCUGGGCAUCAAUCUGCAAGGCAGCUCGGGGGCUACCAGGUUCCUGUUUACAGUUCUAAGCAGCUUAGUGGCCAAAACUGACAACACUAUCUUUGAUGAUAUCCUUGAACUAUGGAGUCAGCAACUGCAGCGGCUCCUAGAUGAUGGUUUUCAGGUGGGCGGGAGCACGUGGCGCAUCGCGAUUUUGGGCUUUACUGGAGAUUCUCCUUUCGUCAAAAAGGUUGCGAAGACCACCCGCUCGUUCCACAAUGUGCGAAAGCGGCACACUGCAAAGAAAAAGCAAACAGGCUGCUGUUGGCUUUGUCAUGCAGGUUACGACGACCCGGAGCAAGGAAUCUUUUAUCCCUUUGAACAUCUGGGUUUCAGUGAGCCGCUCUGGCUGCAAACCUGCAAGCUGAACAACCCCUUACCAUGGGAGGGGUCAGGCUCUCCACUUGUGCGGCGAAUGCCGCUGGACAAGGAUGACACGCCCGCUGCAUUUUACACGGCGGACUUCUUCCAUGUGUGGCAUGCUGGGGUCGGUUUGGACUUCUGUUCAUCCGCAAUGGUGUAUUGCUUUCGACUGUUUGAAAUGUCCUCGGUGGAAAAAAACAUAUCGGAGCUGAACGCAUCAUUGCAGGUUUUUCUGAAGAAGUCAAAGCAAAAAUUGGCGUGUGGUCGCGUGACCGAGGACCUCCUGGGCUAUAGUUCCACGCGAGAAUAUCCUGAAGGCAAGUGGUCAAAGAAUAUGGACACAGCCGUUUUCACCAAAUUCGUGAUUUGGUUGGUGGAACGUCCAGAGUUUGCGGCCAAACUUGCAGCAGAUGACAUUCUCAAAAUGAUCCUCGCGACUGCCAAGGCGAUCGGUGUGGUCAUCAGCACGGCUCUGAGGGCGGAGUACUACAUGGCGAGUGCGGACUGCCAGGAAGUGAUAAGGAAUGGGCAUGCAGUGCUGACUGGCUAUGGGCAGCUCGUUGUCACGUGCUACAGUGGACGUCUGUGCUUAUUCAAGCUUCGACCCAAGGUUCACUACUUGAAUCACAUAUUCCUCCGGGUUUGGGAAGAAUGGCGUGCUGCUGGAUUUGCGGUAAACCCGCUUGCGGAAGCCACGUUCAUGUCGGAGGACUUCGUGGGAAGGACGGCUCGCUUAUCCAGGCGUGUCUCAACAAGAGCCGUGGCAAUCAAAACACUUCAAAGGUACUUGCUCUUCAUGCAGACUGCCCUAAGCAAGGAUAGUUUUGCAAUGCUGGAUUUGUCAAUGCUGGACUGA